Messenger RNA from Fonsecaea nubica, 552 nucleotides. RefSeq lists its product as hypothetical. The record is from RefSeq and is a predicted model, not a curated record. Lineage: Eukaryota; Fungi; Ascomycota; Eurotiomycetes; Chaetothyriales; Herpotrichiellaceae. The coding region runs from base 1 to 552 and encodes 183 amino acids. Gene Ontology annotation, cellular component: small ribosomal subunit; ribosome. The transcript has 2 exons. Gene Ontology annotation, biological process: translation. Gene Ontology annotation, molecular function: structural constituent of ribosome.
AUGCAUACCGUUCCAUCGAUUCGUGCCCUGCACGCCCUCCGCGCUCUCACGCGCCUCACAGCCUCAGCAUCAAAAUAUACACCAGCGAUCCCCCGAGCUGUGUCGUCGCCGCUGCAACUAGCGCUGCGUCCGCACCAUCGGACGUUCUCGACGACUCCCUCCCUCUCGGUGACGCUCAACCAGCUCCGGACGCGCCUGGGCUCACGCAAACCCAAGAAACUGCGUCACGCCGUCUCCCCGGCCCUCAGCGCCGCCAAGCGGCCCGCCAUGAAGGGCGUGUGUCUCAAGGUCGGCAUCACCAAGCCCAAGAAACCCAACUCGGGCCAGCGCAAGACCGCAAAGGUCCGGCUGUCCAGCGGCAGGGUCGUCUCGGCGUAUAUCCCCGGCGAGGGCCACAAUGUGCAGCAGCACAGCGUCGUGCUGGUCAGAGGCGGCAGGAGCCAGGAUUGUCCUGGUGUCAGAUAUCACUUGGUCCGGGGGGCUUUUGAUCUGUCGGUCCAAAUACGGUACCAAGAAGCCGAAGACGACAUGAUAGCGGACUGCGCUUUCUAG